AUGCAUGAGGAAGAAACUUUAAAAGCAUACUUGUAUAGAUACUGGGAAAUGUACAACGAGAUGGACGACAACUUUGAUGACGCCGCCAUCAGCAAUUUUAAAAGCGGUUUCCCCACCGGGCAUGGUUUGAGGAAAUCCUUGACUGGUAAGCCUGUCACUAGCGUUCGUCAUCUUAUGGACCGGAUUGACAAAUACAAAAGAGUGGAAGAGGACCAACUGCAAGGGAAAGGAAAGGAGAAGAUCAUCCCUCAAAAGAGGAAUGAUUUCAAGUCGGAACGAUACAACAAUAACCAUCAGAGGAGAGAUUUCAUAAGGCAAUUAGGAUUAGCCAACAUGCAGACGGUUAACACCGUAUUCAGAGAACCGAUGCACCAGGUUUUAGAGAAAGUCAAGAAUGAGUCAUUCUUCAAGUGGCCGAAUAAGAUGGCUGGAGACUCCACAAAGUGCAAUCAGAGUCUGUAUUGUCAGUACCACCAAGACCACGGAGAUACUACAGAAGACUGCAAGAACCUAUGGAACCAUUUAGAUCAGUCGGUCCGAGAAGGGAAAUUGAGACACCUUUUGCAUCCUUCCAGUGGUCAUCUAGGCCAGACAAACCAAGAACCCCGGAGAGACAUAUCUUUAAGACCUCCCAUGGGCAUGAUAAAUGUCAUCCUUGUUGCUCCGAGAAGGAUCGGCUCUUGUCCCUCUAGAGUAAUGUCUGUGGCUUGGCUCUCCACUGAGGACAACGAUCGGGAGUCCAAAAAAUCUAGGAAAGGAGCCUCAUCUGUGCUGGGAAUUCUCAGACGAGGAUAA
This is a messenger RNA of Quercus lobata, 795 nucleotides long. RefSeq lists its product as uncharacterized. The transcript has a single exon. Lineage: Eukaryota; Viridiplantae; Streptophyta; Magnoliopsida; Fagales; Fagaceae. The record is from RefSeq and is a predicted model, not a curated record. Bases 1 to 795 code for a protein of 264 amino acids.